Tuber aestivum (summer truffle) is the source of this 4254-nucleotide messenger RNA. Lineage: Eukaryota; Fungi; Ascomycota; Pezizomycetes; Pezizales; Tuberaceae. The record is from the annotation of a GenBank genome assembly.
GCCGCGCCGUAUUUUUCGCUACGCCCCCAGGUACGGUACGGUACCGAGAAAGCACAUCACAGUUAUCAUCCUCGAGCAGAGCAAAUUCCUGCCCCUACCACCCAGCUGCUGGUGCUCCGACAACCCCGUUGGAGGUCUCCACAAAAUACAGACCCUUUGGAAAUUGAUUCCAUCCAAACAGCACCUGAGGCACCGUAGCCAACCGCACAAGUCAUCGGAACCAAGGCAUCCAUGCGGUCAAACCAAGCUUUUGCCUAAACUGCCUUUUUCUCUUUUGCCAAGCGCUAAGCGGGGCUGGGCGUUUAGGAGAAGGAAAGAAUCAGAAGUUUCACAAAGAUGUUACCUGACACCACCCCCGAUCUCCCGGACUCAUCUAGAACUUCGUACUGAUACGGUUCUUUGUUUUUUUUUUUUUUUUCCUUCCUUACUCUCUUUCACCCAGCGUGGGCCAGGGAGGGAGUGGGCGGAGUUCUUUUAGAUCCAGAUCGGACGAAACCUAUUUGGGCAGCUACCGUUCCGUGUUUGUAUGACAGACAGUCGGAGAGAUGAUGAUCCACCAGUAGGGGCAUUGGUCCGGGGGACACGAGUGCUAGGAAGGGAAGGGAUGGGUAUCGAGAUUGAGUCUGAUGAAGUGGAUGUCUACAAGUACUAGUACAGUACAGUACGAGUACUCGUACAAUACAGUGCUGCGGGAGGGAAACGGGGGCCAUCGGUAGUUCGCAUCCCUCCCCCCCCUUUUUUUGAAGGAGGCGCUCUACUGGGGCCGGGGCAAUACACUAGUGAGAAGACAUAAAUUAUGCUUGCCUGGUUUUUAUUAAUCUACAACCAUCCCCAGUCUACUAGCCUUAUGUUCUAUUAAAAUAUCCCUGGCUGGCGUGAAUGGCACGGUAAGGCCCUUCGGAAACAAAAUGCAUUCAGGAAGACCGGUAGUAGGGCGUGCUAAGAAAUGGUGGAUGCUACAGUGCUGAUUAAUUGCCGGCACCUAAAAAGUCACCCCGAGAUCAUCAGGGUAGCUUGCACUUCUAUACCUUCAGCUCCUUCGACAAAACCACUUGCAGAGCAAUGCUUACCCGUACCGCAGCCCUGAUUACGCACCCCCCCCGCUCCCACCCUACUCAACACCACACCCUGCCUAUCAAAUGGAAAUGCUCUCCACGAGCCGGGCAGUGCCACGGUAGCUCAAGCUCCUACCAGCGAGCGCUUAUCAGAAUACUGGAUCCCUCCCUCAAUAAUUGGUUACUCUGACAAUAGCGCCUCUGACCCGAAAAGCUUGAUUGCAUGGUGUCGUACGUGGCAGCGGGCGAAACAGGCUGUUUUUUGUUUUUCCUCUUCCAUGAAACUGAGUGGUGGCAUUAUACUGGUGGUGAGAACCGGUGUGUUGGUCGGGGCGGGAAGGGAAGGAUCCGUGUAGCAAUAACGGAUGGAGGACGGACAGGGCGUCCCCGGAUGUCCACCGGCUUGGCUAUAUCUAGUGAGGGCCCGGCUGGGACGUGCUGUCAGUAUAUAAUAAACUCGUUCAUGCCGCCGGUAUAUUUUCCUCGAGUUCCUCAUAUCUUGGCGUUCCCGGCAUCAUGAACAAUCUGGUGGAUAGCACCAUCAAGGCGUAAGCUUCCCGUUCCCCACCCCACCUUUUGUUUGCUCCGCUCUGACUUUGCAUAGGAGAAUUGUAGAGCAACGAAAGUCUAGAUUACUUCCUUGGAUUAAGAAUCCCUUCAAACAUGAGAUUGAGGGUAGUAUUGGAUCGCUGCCGCACGGCUCCAGUGUGAGCGUGUUCAGCGCUAAGCCCCGGGCCGACUUCAGGGCGAGUGUCAUCGACCAGGGAGAGCCUAUGACACACAAAGAGGAACUGGAGAUCGAGGAAGCGACCCCGAUAGAACUUUUCUAUGACCUGUUCUUUGUUGCUAAUCUCACGACUGUCACGUCGGUUCAUUAUAUCACUGAGAAGAGAAGUUCGCUCCCCCCUAAUACCUCUUAAACAAACCUUAACUAGGCUGACGAAAUAUCACAGGUUUGGCCUCGUAUGGGCUCUUCUUCAUUAUCCUUUGGUUUACCUGGUUGCACGUUACUCUUCUGGACGUUCGAUUCUCCCGGGAUUCGGUGUACGAGCGGGUGUGCAAAUCUAUCCAUUUCAUAGUGAUGGCUGGUUUCUCGUCUGUAUCGACCCAGUGGAAUCCAUUGGAUCCCACCGACGCUCACACUGUUACUGCGCUUAGAACUAUGACGCUCGCGUUGAUGUUCUCCCGAUAUAUCCUCAUGAUUCAGUAUUUCGUGGUCAUGUUGUUUGCUAGGAUUAAGAAGCGGGCUAUGCUCCCUCUUGCAUUGCAUUGUUUGACUAUGGCAGUUGCGGGGAGCCUUUACCUCGGGGUGUGUUUAUAUAUCCUCACGAUUAUUGUUUGAGAGGGGGCGGCUUGCUGACCUGGACGAGGAACUAUAGCUGUAUUUUGCUUUUGAGAAGGGUAACCCGGCAAAGUCUUACAUCGGUUGGUAUAUCGCAGCGAUAUUCGAGGCCUGUGCCAUUAUUGGGACCUCGAGUGUCUGGAGGGUGGUUAGCUUCAAGAAGACGCAUCUCGUCGAAAGAAUGGGGUUGCUGACACUUAUCAUUCUGGGCGAGGGCAUUAUCGUCAUGCUUAAAGCUAUCAACGCAAUCGUCAAGGGCACUGGGUGGACAGCUGACCUAGCCGGAAUCGUCGCAGCCGCUCUAGCCGUCAUCGUAUAUCACUCCCAGUGCAAACCCCCCUACACACCUGCUUACCUAAAUUGAAAUUAGUACUUUUUCUGGAUGCUCUACUUCGAUUACAAUCCCAGAAACGUCCAUUACGGCACAAUCCGUCAGCAGAUAUGGACCCUCCUGCACUUCCCCUUCCACCUCGCCAUUGUCCUCUCAGUAGAAGGCCUCCGGCAGUUAACCACCUGGCACGGUAUGAACACCUACAUAUCCGGCAUCUUCGCAGAGGCCGAGACCCUCACCGAGCCAGCACUAGUAACGGAGUGGUUCCAAUACCAUUUCGAAUCUCUAUAUGAGGACGGCAGCUCCAAAACCGUAGUAAAAGGAUACUCAAACAUCACCGCAAACAUCGGUUCCCUGGUGGGCCUCGCUAGCAACAAUGCCACUUCAGAAACCGGGUAUCCGCAUAUGGUCAACGAAUUACUAUCUGAGCUGCUGGUUGGAAUCGCAGAGUACUAUGGUGUCAAAGCACCUCGGCCAACGGCGGUCUUCCUGAAAUACGAGGAGCCAUUCAGCGAAGACGGCCCGUUGGGAAAGGUCCUCGGCGUAUUCAAUCUAGUCUAUGAAUACUUCUUCGUCUCGCUGGGGUGCGCGUUUGUGCUGCUCGCAGCGUUCACAUUCCUAGUUCGCCGGAAUAAGGACGUUCACGAUUACCUCUCCAUUGCGAUAAGGCUCGCCGUGGGACUUGUCAUGUACGGAAUGGUUGGACUCCAUACAAGGGGUAAUGAGGAGCUUUAUUAUGAUUACUUGUAUAGUCCUUGGCCGAUCCCGCAGGUCUGCCUGAUAGUUUUCAUGGGUAUUCUCCCCCCUUUCCUGGAGCAGUCUCUCUCUGAGGUGCAGCUACUAACUGAGUACCGCUGCAGCUCUCGUGGUGGACAAGAUGUUGAAUUACCUUGCCUAUAGGCACGCUGUAGCUGCCCUCCACAAGUAAGCUCCCUGCUAUCUCAUCCCUCUCUUCAUCAUCCUCCGCGCAGGCCGCGUUCUCCUAAAAAUGGUGUACUGUUUCCGGCAUUUUUUUCCCGUCUUCUCCUUUACCUUUAUUUCACGUGUCACGGUUGGAGAUACAUAGAACGAUGGCGUUGCAUUAUAGACGAUAUUUUACUUUCCACGCUUUUUUACCCCCCCUCCACCCUUAUCCAUUUCUACUUUUGCUUUGUCUACUUUCCUUAGGAGCACAGUACAUGGUUUUGGUUUUGGCUUGGCUUGGCUUUUGUUUGGUUUGGUCCAACUUUGGAUUGGCCUUGGUUCGGCCUCGGUUUGGUUUGGCUUUUGUCUUGCUAGUCUUGUCAAUCAGUUCUCUUUUUUUCUAGAAGGAUUUUUAAAAAGGACUCAUUCGCGAUUCUUUUUAGGAAGCGGAUUAACAUUCUUGGGCGUUUUGGAUGGAGUAAGGAGUACACACCUUUGAAGGAGGGGACGAUUUGAUUUGAUUUUUACGAAAGGUAUUGGGUAGACGGAUGUGAAGGGGGGAGAGCAAUGGGGCGCCAGAAUGUGGGGGAAGUUAUGACAAUUCUAUCAUAGAUGUACUAGUG